Molecule: messenger RNA, 3280 nt
Organism: Trichobilharzia szidati
Lineage: Eukaryota; Metazoa; Platyhelminthes; Trematoda; Strigeidida; Schistosomatidae
Source: the annotation of a GenBank genome assembly
CGAGGACCAUAAUUGGCGCCAGGUUGAGGAAUUUUGAAUGUCGGAAUCGAGCUCCAUAGGUCGACGUGGUGGACUUCCAAGUGCAGCAAGUCCGGAUCAUGAGGAGGCUGCAUUUGAGGAUGAGUCAGCUGCAAUUUUGGGCGACGAUAACCUUGAUGAAGAAGAGGAGUCCGGGGAAAAUUUGUUUGGUGAUGAUAUGGAACGAGAUUACCGACCUAUCCCAGAACUUGAUGUUUAUGAGGCGGAAGGUUUGGCAGAUCCUGAUGAGGAUUUCGAAGAACUCUCUCCUAAUGCUCGUGCCGAAGCUGAGCGUUUAAUGCGUCAGCGUGACCGUGAACGCCUUCUUGCAACUGGUGGCCUUAGGCGUGAUCUUAUAGCUGAUCUUUAUGGCGCUGAAGAUGACGAGGAAAUAAUCCCUGUCCGUCGAAGACGGCUUGCUGAAAGAGCUGCAGAGGGUGCUGAAGGUGAUAUGGAACCAGGUGUUUUAGAAAGCAUUGAAAAUUUGGAGGAUAUGAAGGGGAUGUCGGUAGUCGAGUGGGUCCAACAACCUGCUACUCGCCAGGAAAUCAAAAAUCGGUUUAAGGCAUUUCUCAGAACUUUCCUGGAUGAAAAUGAUCGCAACGUGUAUGCCGAGCGUAUUAUACAGAUGGCAAGAGAAAAUAAACAUAGUCUCCACAUUGACUACCAGCAUUUAGCAUCAGCAGAGCAAGUCUUGGCGUAUUUUUUGCCGGAAGCUCCUCAGAAUGUUUUGGAGAUUUUUGACGAGGCUGCCCGCGAAGUCACACUAACCAGAUUUCCUCGUUACGACCGGAUUACUAAUCGUGUCCACGUGAGGAUCAACGACCUACCUCUUAUUGAAGACCUUCGGUGUCUGCGGUAUUUUCAUCUUAACCAACUUAUCCGGACAUGUGGAGUGGUGACAAGCAGUUCUGGUGUUCUGCCUCAGUUGAGUGUCGUCCGCUACAAUUGCACAAAGUGCAGAUGCCUUUUGGGUCCUUUCGUCCAAAACCAAACUGGUUUUGAGGUCCGACCAACUACCUGCCCAGAUUGUCAGUCUGGUGGCCCAUUCGAACUAAAUAUGGAGCAGACAAUUUACAAGAAUUAUCAGCGUAUUACUCUUCAAGAAAGUCCUGGUAAAGUUCCAGCAGGUCGUCUUCCUAGGUCCAAAGACGCGAUUCUUCUUGAUGAUCUAGUGGAUAGCUGCAAACCGGGUGAUGAAAUUGAGUUAACAGGUAUAUAUACGCAUAGCUAUGAUGGAUCACUUAACACAAAGCAAGGUUUUCCAGUUUUCGCAACUGUCAUUUUAGCAAACAACGUUGUCCGGAAAGACGAUAAGGUUGCAGUUGGUACGUUAACUGAUGAGGAUACUAGGGCAAUUUUGAAACUUUCACGUGAUGAACGGAUUGCUGAUCGAAUUUUUGCUAGUAUAGCGCCAAGUGUAUAUGGUCAUGAGGAUAUUAAACGUGGAAUUGCGUUAGCACUCUUCGGAGGUGAACCGAAAAAUCCUGGUGGAAAGCAUAAAGUUAGAGGUGACAUCAAUAUGCUUCUCUGUGGAGAUCCAGGAACCGCCAAAUCUCAGUUCUUGAAGUGUGUUGAACAGCUAGCACCAAGAAGUGUUUUCACAACUGGUCAAGGUGCAAGUGCAGUGGGUUUGACAGCAUAUGUUACCCGCAGUCCAAUGAGUCGAGAGUGGACUUUAGAAGCUGGUGCUCUAGUACUUGCUGAUCGUGGCGUUUGUCUCAUUGAUGAGUUUGAUAAGAUGAAUGACCAAGACCGAACGUCUAUACAUGAAGCUAUGGAACAGCAGAGCAUCUCAAUAAGUAAAGCUGGUAUCGUGACAAGCCUCCAAGCAAGAUGUACCGUCAUUGCAGCUGCAAAUCCUAUCGGUGGUCGUUAUGACCCAAGCAUGACAUUUUCCGAUAAUGUCGAUUUGAGUGAACCUAUUUUGAGCCGUUUUGAUGUCCUCUGUGUAGUACGCGACGCUGUAGAUCCUAUUCAAGAUGAAAUGCUUGCACGUUUUGUUGUCGGAAGUCAUAUGCGUCAUCACCCUAACAUUACCCCAGAUGAGCGGGUUGCAUUAAAUGAUCAACUAACAGAACUUGGGGUCACUCGAACUGGUUCCUAUUCAGAUUUGCAACCGCUAGGUCAGGAACUGUUAAAGAAGUAUAUAAUUUAUGCCAAAGAUCGUAUUCAUCCGAAGUUAAAUCAAAUGGACCAGGACAAGGUUGCUGCAGCUUAUGCUGAUUUAAGACGCGAGUCUAUGGUCACGGGUAGCUUACCAAUUACGGUACGCCAUAUUGAAUCAGUGAUUCGUUUGUCUGAGGCACAUGCUCGUUUACAUCUCCGAGAAUUCGUUAAUGAGGAUGAUGUUAAUAUGGCCCUGCGUGUCAUGUUGGAAUCAUUUGUUUCCACUCAGAAGUUCAGUGUCAUGAAGUCUAUGCGUCAGGUGAGCAUUGCACGUUUGUUUCUUUUUUGUCUGUUACUUAAAUUAUUGGCACAAGUUAGCUACUUCAAUUGCCUUAGUGAAAACACUCCAUGUAUAAUGAUGACCCAUCAUAUUUCAAAUGAGCUCAUUUUUCAUUUUGUAUACUCAGAUGAUUUCAUUCUACUUUUAGUGAACAGCACUUGUUCGUGCAUGUGAUAAAUUGCCAUUUUUGUCAGUCUUUUAUCUAUACCUCGAAACACCGUGUCUCUAUUAUUAAAAUAGUCACUGUGCAUACGACUUCAUAAGCUUUAUUCAUUGAAUCCUGCUAAUUCUUGUUGUAACAACGACAUUUUCGCGAUUCCUCAGUUACCGUCGUGAUAAUCAAGAGUUGCUGUUAUUCUUGCUGAAGCAGAUGGUCCAAGAUAGACUAGCUUUUGAGCGCAUUCGACAUGCAGGAAAUCAAGAGUGGCGUAUCGAGGUUACCGAAAGAGAGUUUGCCGAACGUGCGAAGCAGAUUAAUAUAACCUCUGUUCGUCCAUUCCUACAGAGCGAUCUUUUCAAAGCACAUCAUUUUGUUUAUGAUGCCAGUCGAAAAGUUAUUGUGCACACAGUUUAAAUGUAGGACAUUAGGUGAACACGAACCAUAGAUCCUCGUAUUAAACAACGAAACUAUUUUUCAUACUUAUAUAUCCUAUAUGUUUUCUUGUUUUUACAAACAUAUUGCAUUUUCAUCGAUCUAUGCAAUCUUAUUUAUUUUGACAAUCUAGUGUUCCACUACAUCUAAUAAUUGUUGGUAAAUUCAUAGAUUUAUAAAAAUAUACAAGUUAUUAUUUUAUACAGUUCAUAUGCUUUGUG